UGGGAUGUGAUAUCGAACGGUGUGGAUAUCUCCAAAGGUUUAGCUUUAGGUUUAGUUGUCUGCAUCCGACUACGCCGUACGUCUUUACGUUUGAUAUCAACGGACGAGGCUCGUUACCGUGUCGUUGGUAACGUGGUCCAGUUCGAGUUUAUUCUUGUGUUUGUGGACGGUGUGGCUACCGGAGGAUUCGGAGAAUGGGACGGAUACACACUAGGCGUUUCUGUGUUAGGCCUCAGGAUGUACCUUACUGCCAUUCCGCUGACGGAAGGAAGGUACUUGGCGGCGGCACUCGCUUUUGGGCAAGAAGGCAGUUGCCAGCAUCAGAUUAACGUGGAAACAUCGGAUGUUCAACAGCAGGAAGGCGGCACAGGAUUACGGCUCUGA
Messenger RNA from Colletotrichum lupini, 384 nucleotides. RefSeq lists its product as uncharacterized. The record is from RefSeq and is a predicted model, not a curated record. Lineage: Eukaryota; Fungi; Ascomycota; Sordariomycetes; Glomerellales; Glomerellaceae. The annotation marks the transcript as partial. The transcript has 2 exons.